Moesziomyces antarcticus is the source of this 2301-nucleotide messenger RNA. RefSeq lists its product as uncharacterized. NCBI's taxonomy places the organism in Eukaryota, Fungi, Basidiomycota, Ustilaginomycetes, Ustilaginales, Ustilaginaceae. Bases 1 to 2301 code for a protein of 766 amino acids. The transcript has a single exon. Gene Ontology annotation, molecular function: protein binding. The record is from RefSeq and is a predicted model, not a curated record.
AUGCCCUCGCGGCUAAACUCGUCGACCAUGGAUCGCCUGCUCGCGGACGAGACGAUCCUUCGCAUCUUUGGCUACCUCGAUGCCUUGGAUCUCGUCCGUCUCCAGGCGGUCAGCUCGCAUUUCCGUGCGCUUGCAAAGGACCGCCAUCUGUGGAAGCGUCUCUUCUUCUUCGCUUUUGUCCAUCCCACCUUGGCUUCGGGGAGCUCCGACAGUGCCCGAGAGGCCCCCCUCCUUCCGACCCUGCGCGAGCUCAGAUCUUUGCUCCUGCACCAGCACCUCCCCAUCGGCAAGUACAUCCCGGGGGACGGAACGAACAGGAUAUCCCGCAUCCCGCAACGCUUCUAUGCAAGCCAGCCAGGCCUCGAUCACCCUGCUCGAGACUCGCUUACCUCGGACGAGUCGGAUGACAGGAUUGCGGACCGGCACCUCGACUGGGAGCAAAUCUACCGCGUGUCGAGCAAGUGGCAGAAUGGCAACUUUGUCGUCUCCCGACUGCUCUCUGCCAGCACAAGCCGGUCUGGAGGGCCGCCGCCCAAGGCGGUGCAAGAACAGGCGAGAUCUACGCGGCUUGAAAGCCUGCCCACAAUCGUAAGGAUGUCGAGCAACUUCAUCUUCACCGCUGCGCAGUGUGACGAUCCAGAGGUCCUCGUCUAUCCUUGCGACAAUGAACCUUCGCGCGCCGAACAUCCCCCAUCUUCUGCGCCUGUUCCGUCCCAUGGCGACUUGCACGACAGGACACCGAUCGCGCGCAUCUCCUCGCCGAGUCUGCAGAGGCUGAUGUCGCAGCGGCCUCUGGAUGGAGAACUGCAUCGCGCCCGCAUCACCGAGAUCGCCGUCGAUGCUGCAUCCGUUGACACAGCCUCCAAACCAAUCUCCUCCGACGCUCGGAAGCGCAAGUAUCGAGAGACAGCCGAGCUCAACGCUGGCUCAGUCGCCACGGUCGUCGUUGCUUACUCGUCUGGACAUGUCGGCAUCUUUUCUUUGAAGAGACGUGGGCCUGCGGGACACGUAGGUACACAAGUCGACGAGCUGGCAUUCCUAGACACAGGGACCUUCUCGCCGGGCACACACAUCUGCAUGGCUGCUCUGCAUUCUCCCGCCCUGGUUCUGUGCUCUUCCAGAUUCGACAUUAGCUUCUUUCGCAUCGCAUCCUCUCCCACGGGAAGCCUCAAGCUCGAGAUGGUCCAGAGACUCUCGAGCUUCCGUUGCAGCUGGCCGGCGUCGCUGCGCCUCAAGCCUCUGCCCUACCACCACGCUCAGUCCAAACGGCCCCGGCGAUGGUCCCGAUCUCGCUCUUCGGAACGUGCAGACCGAGAAGAGCAUGAUCAAGAGGUGGCUUUUAGGGCCACUGUGGCAUAUUCUUCGCCGAGCUAUCCGUCGUCCUGGAGCGUGUCGGUCCAGGAGAUCGUGAUACAAUUUCAUACGAGGCGGCCUCAAGCGGCUGCACAGGUCAGCAGCCGACACGCGACAGCCCGGCAUUCAUUCAGGCCGACCCCUUUGGACCUCCGAGGCCGAUCCAUGCUCGGUGGGGGAUUCUCUGCACUUGCCCCUCCGGGUGGCGCUGCUCAGCGUGCCGAUCUCGACGCAGCGAGCCGGAGCCGCACGACGACCCUUACGUACGACGAUCCGUUCGUCGUAGUUGGAGCGAGCGACAACAUGCUUGAUGUAUAUGAGCUUGUGGGCGCCACCACGUACGUACGUCAAGGCGUGCCGACUUUGGGCGCUGCGCGCUCUGCCACCGCCACGCCGCUGUCAUCACGAGAGGCGCUGCAGCUCGUCCAUCGGCGCAGACUACACGGCCACACGGGCAGCGUGCAUAGUGUGGCACUAGAGGAUGGCCGAUGUGUGAGCGGCGGUGCGGACGGCAGCGUCAUGGUGUGGAGUCUCGGCGACCGGGCGAACGACACCGAGUCGAUCGCGAGCUUCAUGCGCAAUACCCGCGCCACUGCCCGCGGUGCGGACAACGCGAGUGCAGCGAUGGACGAGGAAGACGCGGAGCAGGCGGCGUCGAGUAUGACGCAUGUGCUGACGCUGCGCACGCCCGUGGAGGCGGAAGACCGAGUGCAGGUAGCGAGGACCCAGGCGCAGACGCCGCAAGCAGGACUGUCGCUCAGCCAGAUCGUGCGCAGCCGUGUGCUGGAUCGCCAGGCCAGGGGCGUCAUUAGAUGGGUAGCGACCGCUUUCGACAAGAUCGUCAGCGUAGUGGCGUACAGCGAUGCCUCGAGGACGUGCCAUGCCGAUGCGUCGGAAGAAACGGCGGGGCAGGCUCGCGAGCGUAUCCAGGUGUGGAGCUUCGGCUGA